AAUUAUUUGCAGUAUUGUGGUGCGGAUUUACGUGCCCUGCGCUCGGUAGAUGUUUUAUUCCCGAGUGCAAAAUUGAAAUUGGCAUUGUUACAUAUCUACAACCCAGAAUUACUUAUUAUGGGAAUUACCAGAGCAGAGGAUACGUUAAAAACUUCAUAG
Acaulospora morrowiae is the source of this 159-nucleotide messenger RNA. The record is from the annotation of a GenBank genome assembly. NCBI's taxonomy places the organism in Eukaryota, Fungi, Glomeromycota, Glomeromycetes, Diversisporales, Acaulosporaceae.